Molecule: messenger RNA, 930 nt
Organism: Cyphellophora attinorum
Lineage: Eukaryota; Fungi; Ascomycota; Eurotiomycetes; Chaetothyriales; Cyphellophoraceae
Exons: 1
Coding region: 1-930 (309 amino acids)
Source: RefSeq, a predicted model, not a curated record
AUGCAGCAAGCACUCUACGAUGCAGCCCUUGCGAGGACAGACGCUGUACUCGCUGCUGCGCGGUGCAUGGUACUCUUUGAAGGGCUUGAGAGCACUACUGAUACGAUGGAAUCCUGGAUUAACCAAGUUCACGGCAUCGGCCGAAUCAUGCAACUGCGUCGACCGGAGGAGUUCAAUGAGCCUUUCGCAAGAGCAAUUCUUGAGUCGAUGCGGCAGAAUUCAUUCAUCGUCAGCAUCAUGACCAGCACACAGAUCUUUUACGGUCAACUACAAUGGCGCACCUUGCCGUGGGCUGGGGUCGAGAAGGGUUUCGACCAAAGGCUGUAUGACCAUGGCUUUGAUCUAGCCCAUAUGUUCGACACUGCUGCUCAUGAGAUCUGCAACACAACAGAGUCCACCGCCUUUCCACACUACAAAGAGAUCUUCAUCCGUUUGGGAGACUCGUUUGAGGCGUUGUGCGCGCUGAACGAUGAAUUGACUCGGCGGCGAACAGAUGACCCAGACGAUCGAACGCUUCAAUCACCAAAUCUCUCCAUCUCGCUUGCGGCUAUGGAUCUUCUCUUCGCGAACUUUGCGGAGAAGCUUCUAUCCAAGUGUCCCAGGUCCAUCGUUGACGCCAACAAUGAGAUCAUACAACGAUUUCUCUGCUUCACGCCACUCGAUCGCCGACGAGAUCUGGCGCGACAGAUCUUGCAUCAGGUGUUUAUCUCCAUCGACAAAGAGCCCAAGUUCAUCGUUGCUCAGCUCGUGUUUGGCCUGCAGGUGGCGCGAUUGCAACUGAAGGAUGGCAGCACCGAGGCGGACAUCAAGUCUAUACAGGCGAUUCUUGACAAGAUGGAGACGCGCAAUCACCACCGUCUAACGGGCAGCAUGAGGCGAGCCGGGAAGUCGGUAGCUCCGCCUCUAUUGACAGCAGAAAAUACAGCUUAG